Molecule: messenger RNA, 408 nt
Organism: Rhizophagus irregularis DAOM 181602=DAOM 197198
Lineage: Eukaryota; Fungi; Glomeromycota; Glomeromycetes; Glomerales; Glomeraceae
Product: histone H2B variant 2
Cellular component (GO): nucleosome
Molecular function (GO): protein heterodimerization activity; DNA binding; structural constituent of chromatin
Source: RefSeq, a predicted model, not a curated record
AUGGGUCCAAAAGCCGAAAAGAAACCUGCUACUGGCGGAAAAGCCCCAGCAAAAGCUCCUGCUGAAAAGAAAGACAGCAAGAAACCAGUCGCUUCCGGUGACAAAACCAAAAAGAAACGCAAGGUCAGAAAAGAAACCUACUCGAGUUACAUUUACAAAGUCCUCAAGCAAGUACAUCCGGACACUGGUAUCUCCAACAAGGCUAUGUCCAUUCUCAACUCUUUUGUAAACGACAUCUUUGAACGUAUCUCGGGCGAAGCUUCGAAACUUGCGGCCUACAACAAAAGGUCGACCAUUUCCUCCAGAGAAAUUCAAACGGCCGUACGUUUAAUCCUACCUGGCGAACUGGCUAAACACGCUGUUUCUGAAGGUACUAAGGCUGUUACUAAAUACACAAGCUCUAAGUAA